AAAAAGACCUUCACAAAAGGCCCUAGAUUGAGUGCUUAAGACAGAUGGUUUGUAUCGUGAUUUAUGUCGGUCAUUCAGGGAAACGAGAGACUUAACGAGUUCUCCAUUUCAUAAUAGUUUUAUUGAGGGGUGACCUGGAGUUAUGAUUACGAACUUUAGAUAAUGAACUGUGGAAAUUAUCUUCAUUUUCUACUUGUUAUCUCAUUGUGCCAUACUGUAAUGAAUCAGCUAUACUGUCACCAAAACUCAUGUGAAAUGCCUUCAGUGGAAUAUGUCGUUAGAGUCGAUGGAACGUUCUCGGAUGCUAAGGUAGUCGCUCGACUGCACGACUUGAAGCUAGUUGAUGAAAUGAUUGGAUUUAAAGGAAUGUACAUAAUGCACUCAAAAGUUAGCGCAUUUAAAAGGCGCAAGCGUCGGGCUGUGGUGUCCAUAAGAGGUCCAGGGGUAUGGCUUAUUUUAGGUUUACUCUCCGUAGGUCAAGUGGUUUAUUAAACAAGAAUUUCUUAAACGUACUAAGCGUUCCAGUGUGCCGACCGUAUUUUGGGAUGAUCCGCUGUAUCCUGAUAUGUGGUACCUGGUAAGUAUUCGUGUAUUUUUCAAUCAAGUUGGAAGAGGAACUUCGGUUUUAUAUGUUUUCAAACCCCAUCUCGAAUUGUGCAGAAAUAGCAAACUGAUUGUUCAGUUGGAUCAUCAUCAGGAUUUCAGAGGUGGUUCAUUCAUAUUAAACAGCAAAAUUCUCAUGUUGAUUCUCCAGAUAUCUGGAUGAACGAAAUUAUUCAUCAAUAGGAAAAACUAAGGGAAUCAUUUAAAAUAUACUUUUUCUGUACCAUUAGUUCCAAGGUGGAUAUCAAGUUUUCUUUAUAAAGAAUCAGCUGAAGUAUCAUUAAUAUCUCAUCCAAAUAUCGAUUUAAAUAUCCUAACCCAAGAAAAGUACUUAUAUCUUUGUAUCUUAUGCACAUAUAUUCCCCGUAUUUGGAGCUACAGCUUUCUCCUAUUUACCCAUAAUGCUUCGGUUUUAUUUAUUAACGGACUUUGACUUACUUAAAAUAAGUUCAGUUGUUAAGUUCUGCCGAACAGAGCUAGUAAAGGUAAAGGUUAUGAUAUGAAUGUAUUAGAAGCAUGGGAGUUAGGCUAUACUGGUAAGGGUAUCAAAAUCACCAUUAUGGAUGAUGGAAUAGACUACACCCAUCCGGAUCUGUUGGUAACUUAUGAUCCUAAAGCUAGUAUCGAUAUUAACGGUCAUGAUAAUGAUCCCAUGCCAAACAUACGAAAUCGUGAUAAUAAACACGGGACUCGAUGCGCUGGACAAAUUGCAGCUCAGGGUAAUAACUCUGUAUGUAUUGUCGGUAUCGCUCAUAAUGCACAGAUCGGUGGCAUACGUAUGUUAGAUGGUUACAUAACGGAUAGAGUUGAAGCGGAAACACUACAUUUUCGACAAGAUUACAUUGAUAUUUACUCAGGUAGUUGGGGACCUGAAGACUCAGGGAAAUUAUAUGAAGGUCCCGGUAUACUUGCUCAAUCUGCAUUCCAACAAGGUGUAGUUACGGGUCGAAGGGGUUUCGGUAAUAUUUAUGUAUGGGCAUCAGGUAAUGGUGGUUCACUAGAUGAUUCAUGCGCCUGUGACGGUUAUUCAAGUAGUCCAUUCACUUUAUCUGUCAGCGGUGUUAGUGAGUCAAAUACACGUCCAUGGUAUUUAGAAAAAUGUUCAUCAACUUUAGCUAGUACUUAUAGUAGUGGAAGUCCAAUGGAAAGAAUGAUUUCCACUACUGAUUUGGGUCAUGACUGUACACGUAUGCAUUCCGGUACAUCAGCAUGUGCACCGAUGGCAGCUGGAAUUAUUGCGUUAUUAUUAGAAGCUAAUGGUCGACUUAGCUGGCGUGAUGUUCAAUAUAUUACUUUACUAACAGCUAAUCCGAAACCGUUCAAAGAUGGUAAUUUUACAAAGAAUGCUGUUGGACGUGAAUAUAGCCAAUUGUAUGGAUAUGGUUUAAUGGAUGCUGGUAAAAUGGUCCGACUAGGUGAAUUAUGGCGUGGUGUUCCUGCACAUCAUCGUUGUACUUCAAAUGUGAUAGAUGUACAAAAAAAUCUAGGUGGGAAAUUCAAUCACACAUUAUUUCUUCACUUCUCUGGAUGUCGACCAAAAUCUGGAAAUAGUGACUCAACAAAUAAAUUGAAUAAACGAUCGACUUCAGAAAAUGGUACACCCAUACGUUAUUUAGAACAUGUCCAGGUUUACGCAGAUAUUGUUUAUGAACGUAGAGGAUUAUUACAACUAUCCGUAAUAUCUCCAAGUGGUACGUUAAGUGUACUUCUCCCACCUCGAACUCAUGAUGAACAUUCAGGUGAUAUAGCUAUGCUACGUUGGCCAGUUACAACAGUACAAUUUUGGGGUGAAAAUGCUGUUGGUACAUGGCAGAUACGUUUAGAUAGUAUUUUAGGUACUGAAAUAAGUCGUGCUGAUCCAGAUAAUAUUAAAGGAUUUUGGCGUUCAGUUUGGAUUGUAGCUUAUGGUACAGACGAAUUCCCUAUACGUCUUAAACCUCCUACAUCUGAACGUCCACCACCUCCGGAAUGGUUUAAAUCAUUUUCGAAAUAUGUUGUUGAUGAUCGAGACUGGCAUAAAGUGUAUACAUGUCAUUCUGAAUGCGCACCUGGUGGUUGUACAGGUCCAGCAGCUGAUCAAUGUUUGUCUGGAUGUAAACAUUUCGCCACUGAAAGCCGACAAUGUGUAUCAGUUUGUCCUCUUGGGACCACAGCUUUCGGUGCCUUACGUCUUGGUACUUCGUUGCAUAAUUACGCUCAUUCUAACAAUAAUGAUGAUCAUGACAAUAAUAAUGGUCGUGUUAAACCUGAAACACGUACACGAACUAGUAGUAAUUACCAAUUGGAUAUGUAUGAUAAUGGUAAUAGCUUUAUUAAUACAAACAGUUAUGCUCAUAAUCAUCAAGGAUUUAAAAAUGAAAUGGUUUGUCAACCAUGUUGGUCAUUAUGUUCAGCUUGUAUACGUCCACAUAUUGAAUAUGAUUGUACAGCUUGUCUAAAUCAUCGUUUCUUAGUUCCAUUAUUAACAGCAAAUGACGAAGCUAAAACUGUGUUAUUUUCAUAUACUCAGGAUAAUAAUGAUCAUGGAAAUACAAAAUUGAUCAAUUUUAAUUUACCUCAAAUAAUUGGCACAUGUCGAACUGAAUGUCCAAUAGGUUUUUUUGGUAAUAAGUCGUCUUCAGUAUGUGAAGCGUGUGCGGAAAAUUGUGCACAGUGCACUGGAUCAAAAUCAGAUGAAUGUCUUGAAUGCUAUUCCGGUUUUCGGCUAAUUCAUGGAAAGUGUGUUGAUGGUACAUCAGCUGAUGGUCGCUGUAAAUCGGGACAAUAUUUAAAACAUUCCAAAUGUGUAAAUUGUCAUCCAUCUUGUGAUAAAACAACUUGUAUAACAUCAGAUCAAUGUAUUUGGUGCCCUAUUCACUUACCAAACUUUUUUAAUUCCACCUGUACAAAAUCUUGUCCAGAAGGUUGGUAUUCUGGUGAACAAAUUCAAUCACCAUUUUAUGCAAACAGUGUACAGAAUGAAAUUUUACCACCUAAACAACCAAUACAAAUAUGUGAAGCCUGCUCGCCUGGUUGUCAAAAGUGUAUUAAUUUCAGUGUAUGCGUAGUGUGUUUGCCUGAUUUGAAACUUUACAAUGGCACAUGUAUAUUGUCCUCAGAUGAUAACAAUAAAACUGAUAACUUUUCUUCUAGUAACAGUCAGAUUGGUAACAGGAAAUCACCAAAUCAUUGUGGUUCUGAAUCAUGUUCAACAUGUUAUGGUGGUGUAGAGAAGACUUGUCUUCAAUGUUCACCGAAUUAUCAUUUACUCGAGAUCACACUAUUCAGUAGCUUAAAAAAUAUUGAUUUUCUCAGUGGAAAUCCUAAUAACUUUACACCAUCUUCUUUGUCAUCUAUUUUACUAUCUUCCUCUCCUACAUCAUCAUCAUCAUCGUCCGUAUCAAAGUUUAAUGAAACCAGCAAUACAAAUAAUUCAACAAUAAUAUCCUCAAAUAUACUUGAACUUACUGCAUUAACUACAACAACUAAUUCUGUUAUACUUAAUUCUUUUAAUAAUACAACAACUUCGAAUACAGACCGUUCAACUUUAAAAAUACCCAAUUUGUUUAGUAAAACUAUGAGAAAUCGUCUAGCAUUAACUUCUAGACGUUUUGUACAUAAUAAUAAUACUAAUAAUAAUGAACAUAAUUCUAAUAGUAUUGUUAAUAUACCUCAGCCUAAAUUCAUCUGUGUACAUACAUGUCCUAAUGGUUAUUAUCGUAAAAGUGUUUUGAUUAAUGGUAAUGAAGUUACAAUGUGUUCAAAAUGUCCACCUUCAUGUUCUACUUGUACAGAUAUAACACAUUGUAAUCUAUGUCGACCAGGUUUUUACUUGCAUAAAAAAACGAAUUAUUGUUUAAUGCGUACUACCUGUCGUCUUUCUGAGUACUUUGAUGAAGAUCAAGAUGUAUGUCGACCAUGUGAUUCUAAUUGUCGAACUUGUUCUGGACCUAAUCCAUUUCAAUGUACCAGUUGUAAUAGGAAACCACCAGCUCCACGUUGCUUAUUGACAAAUCAACGUGUUUCAAAAUUACACAGAACUUCUAAAGAUUUAGCCCCAUGGACUGAUUAUUCAAAUGUAGAACCUAAUUCUGGACAAUGUUUACUUUGUUGCCCUUAUCGGCUAGCUUUAACUAGUCGUGAUCCUAGACAAUGCAUGUUUUGUGUUGCUGAUAAACCUAUCUGUUUAAGUGGUGAUGAAAUCGGAGCUGGAGAAGGUGGUUACAUAGUAGAUGUUGAUAAUAAUGACCGAUCCUUAUGGGAAUCGUUCAGUAAACAACCAUAUCGUCUUAUUCUAUUGAUUGGGUGUAUUAUAUUUAUUAUACUGUUAAUUAUAUUCAUCGUAGCUCAUUUUAUAACUGCACGUCGCCGUCGUCAUCGUGGAAGUAAUCAAAUGUAUUCUUGUUGCUUUAAACAAAAAUAUCAUGAAUCGAAUAAACGAACAAAAAAAAUUGUAACAUCUGUUACCAAAAAGCGUAAGGCUCGACAAAUGGCUUCUUUAACUAAUCAUUACAAUUAUUAUCAUGAUCAAUAUUUUAAUAAUCCAACAAUAUUGGAAAGAAAUAAAGUAGAAGGUAAUGGAAGCGAAGAAGAAGAUGAUGAUGAUAAUCCACAAGCAGAACAAAUUUCACUAAAAUGUAAACGUAUUAAAGACAAUAAUAUAAAUAUAGGAUAUAUUGACAAAAAAAUUAAUGAUAUUGAAUUAACUGAUGAUUGUAUUACUACUGUUAGUAAUGGUGGUAGUAAUCAUUUCUAUGUUCCAUCUUAUAAAUCAUCGAAUUGUUCAAAUGGUAAAUUACAUAGUGGACGUGUAUAUCGAUUAAGUAUAGAUGAUUUAGUAGACACACCGCCGACCAGCAUCACUACCACAACAACACCAACAUGUACAUUUAAUACUGCAAAUACGCAUAAUCAUGUACGUUACAGCCAGUUGAGUAGUGGUGUACUACCUAAUGAUGAUGAUGUUGACAAUUAUAGUAACAGUAAUAAUAACACUGAUCCAGAUACAAAUAGUAAUAAUGUAACUGAAUCAUAUGCACUAGAAGAUAACAGCUGAUUAAUACAAUUAAGUAUUGACACCUAGCCGUUAUUUGUUAUUGAUUUAUUAUUAUUAUUGUAUUUCUCUCAAAAAUGAAAGUUUCAUUCAUUCCUGUUACCUUUCAUUUGAAAAAAGACCUUAUUUUUGUCCAUUUAAAGUGUACUUUCUUUCUGUAUGUUCCUCAAUUGCACAAGCACAAGUCAUUAUAAGAUCUCAGUAAAAUUUUAAAAAUAAUAAUAACUGGGCUAGCUUAUUGCCUGUUCUUACAAAUGCGCAUAUACAAAUCAUUCAGUUGAAUUUUUCAAUACAUUGUAUUGUUAGCGUUACAGUUACUACGACUACUACUAAUAAUAAUAAUAGUAAUAAGAGAUAAUGACUAUGAAUUAUUUUUAUGCUGCUAAUUUUUACUUCCCCCCUUUUUUAUAUACAUUUUACUGAAAACAAAUAUAAAGGCCUUAUCUAGAAAGAAAUUAAAACAAUUAAUUCGUACGUUUCACCUACGUGGAUUCACGUAUUAUCCCUAUUAUAUUUUGAAUUCCUUUUUUCCCGCUUUAUUUUAUUUGUAUGUAUGUAUGUAUGUAGAAUUUUUCUGUACAGUGAGAAAUGAUCUGAAUUUUAAGAUCAACAUAACUGUAUGUUGUAUCUGACCAUGCUUUCUCUUUCUCCUUCUCUGUACUAUAUUCAGAAGAUGAGCAUACAUUUAGAAAUAAUUCUAAGGGAAAUAAGCUGUGAUGUUGUGUACACUGUUUUAUCUUCUUUAAUUAUAUUCACUAUUCUAUAUAUAUAUUUUAUUUUCCAGUCAUUAUGUCAAACUAUACUGCUGUUUCACUCUUCAUCAUUUGUUUAUUUUUUCCCUCGUUAGUUUAAAAUAUGUAUACAUGUGUAGGUAAAUCUUACCAUUAAAAAAAAAAACAAAAUUAGAUAAUACUCUUUGUUCGUAUGUUAUUUACAAUUUGCCAACUUAAUACAUUUGUUCAUUGUCUUCCGUAUUGUUCUUUUCUAAUUGUUUUUCCAUACAAGUAAUAUGUGUACUGAUUGCUUCCAUUUAUUGUAAUUUUUAAUAUAAUUAUAAUAAAUUUUAUCACCGCUGCCUCCUGUUGCCACAAUGUAUCACUAUUAUUAUUAUUACUACUACUACUACUACAAAGAGUAGUAGCAUUGUUAAAUUGUCUUUAUUUCAGUUUACGCCCAAUAUUUUUAUUUUGUAUUUUUUACCAAUUUUCUUUUUUUUUAAAUCGUGUUAACUGUGAAAAGCCGAAGUCUCUUGCUCGUACUACUGUUACUUGUGCCUUAUAAAUAUGAAACGAUGUUGCUCAUUAAAAAUUGAGCAUCAGUUGUGUAAAGAAAACUUGUUACAUCUUGUUGAAUUCUUGCACUUUUAACUCAAUGUACUGAUGUUGAUUGUUAAUUUCACUGAUGAUGAUAACCCUACUACUACCUAACAAUACUAGUCCUUUUAUAAAAUAUAUAUUUCCCUUUUUUC
Schistosoma rodhaini is the source of this 7103-nucleotide messenger RNA. The record is from the annotation of a GenBank genome assembly. Lineage: Eukaryota; Metazoa; Platyhelminthes; Trematoda; Strigeidida; Schistosomatidae.